CAUCAACAACAAUAUACUUAUUAGCAAAAUAUACAGCUAUAUAGCCUUUCAUGGUAUACGAUGCUUGCCAAACUAUGGCUCACUCUUCUUUUCCUUGGAGUGGUGGAGCUCACCGCAACCACCACCGGUGUUGUUGCUGCAAGCACUCACUUGCCUCGUAAUUUGAAUGAAUUACCUCAUCGUGAGAAAAGCCCACCUCGAAAAGAUCAACCGAAACUUAAUCCAGGUGAUAAGCCACCUUUGAAUCCAGGUGAUAAGUCGCCACCUGAAGACAAACCACCUUUAAAUCCAGGAGAUAAGCCUCCAUUGAAUCCUGGUGAUAAGCCACCACCAGAAGACAAGCCACCAUUGAAUCCACGAGAUAAACCCCCGUUGAAUCCAGGUGAUAAGCCUCCACCAGAAGACAAGCCACCACUGAAUCCAGGAGAUAAGCCCCCGUUGAAUCCAGGUGAUAAGCCUCCACCAGAAGACAAACCACCACUGAAUCCAGGAGAUAAGCCCCCGUUGAAUCCAGGUGAUAAGCCUCCACCAGAAGAAAAACCACCACUGAAUCCAGGAGAUACGCCCCCCUUGAAUCCAGGUGAUAAGCCUCCACCAGAAGACAAGCCACCACUGAAUCCAAGCGAUAAGCCCCCGUUGAAUCCAGGUGAUAAGCCACCAUUGAAUCCAGGUAAUGAUAAGCCUCCACCAAAAGACAAGUCACCACUCAAUCAUAAGCCCCUGUUGAAUCCUCGUGAUAAGCCUCCACCAAAAGACAGGCCACCUUUGAAUCCAGGUGAUAAGCCACCACUGAAUUCAGGAGAUAAACCACCAUUGAAUCCCGGUGAUAAGCCAACACCAAAAGAUAAACCACCACUAAAUCCAGGUGAUAAGCCACCACCAGAGGAUAAACCACCAUUAAAUCCAGGUGAUAAACCACCACCGGAGGAUAACUCGCCUUUGAAUCCAGGUGACGAACCGCUACCACCAAAAAAUAAUCCACCAGAAAAAGGACCAUCAAGAAAGACUGAGAUUGUGAGAGACAACCUAUCAAGGAAGGUGAUGAAGAACUUGCAACCCUAAUAUCCUUGUAAUAAUAAUACUUAAUGGCUUGUAUUUGCUAAGUUAUAAAACUAUCUAUCUACGUACGUAGAAUACAUAUGAGAGCCAAAAUAAGUACUAUUUCUAUAGUACAUGCAUAUAAUGUUUGGUUAAUAUUACUUAGCAAACUAUUGUAUAAAUUUAUAUAUUGUGGUUUGUAUUGCCCUAA
Molecule: messenger RNA, 1249 nt
Organism: Cannabis sativa
Lineage: Eukaryota; Viridiplantae; Streptophyta; Magnoliopsida; Rosales; Cannabaceae
Product: early nodulin-75
Exons: 2
Coding region: 61-1062 (333 amino acids)
Source: RefSeq, a predicted model, not a curated record